AUGAGUUCGAGAUUUUCCAAUUUGGAAAAGCUAGAAAAGCCGCCCGGCCAAGAAAUACGUUAUAGCUUAAUCGUAACGCAGCAUCCUAUUCGUGCACGAAUGUGCGGGUUUGGAGAAAAAGAUCGAAGACCAAUUGAUCCUCCACCCGUGGUGGAGCUUUUAAUGACUUAUCAAGACGGUGCACCAGUUCCAGAAAGCUCGGUGGAUCCAUCUGGAUUUGUGGUGCAUGCGAAUCUCUGGUGUCAUAAAAAAAAGGAGGAAAGAUCCUUAGUUAUAAAUCCUUCCUCUUUACCUAGUUCAAACGGUGGCAGAUCAACAGUUAUCUCAUUAAAUGCGCCUACUUCAACUCGCAAUUUGAUGGGAUCUACCGUUUCUUCGGCGUACAUGUUAAAAAAUCAUGAAGGAAAGCAAGGAAUUUACUUUAUAUUCCAUGAUUUAUCAGUCAGAACAGAAGGAGCCUUUACGCUUCAAUUUUCAUUAACAAACAUAUCGAAUAUAUUAUUCGGCACUUGCCCUGGUAGCACAUCAUCGCCAGUUGAUGCGGAAGUUUUUUCGGAUCCAUUUCAAGUUUUCAGUGCCAAAAAAUUUCCGGGAAUGACCGGUUCGACUGAUUUAUCUAUUGCUUUUCAAAAGCAAGGGAUCAAAAUUGCAAUUCGACCUAAAGAUCGUAAAAGAAAAACCACCAAAAAUCUGCCAAACGAAUUAAACUCAAACCCUGAUAUGUCGGACAAGAGGACAAUAGAUUCAAAACAAACUUUCAACUAUUACAAUUCCGAUACAAAUAUGAACGAAGCAGUUGAAGAUCUGCAGGAUGAAUUUGGCAAAAAAAGGCGACUUCUUUCAACUCGAUAA
Ambispora leptoticha is the source of this 852-nucleotide messenger RNA. Lineage: Eukaryota; Fungi; Glomeromycota; Glomeromycetes; Archaeosporales; Ambisporaceae. The record is from the annotation of a GenBank genome assembly.